Molecule: messenger RNA, 279 nt
Organism: Paramecium sonneborni
Lineage: Eukaryota; Ciliophora; Oligohymenophorea; Peniculida; Parameciidae
Source: the annotation of a GenBank genome assembly
AUGCCGAAUUUGCAACAGUAGAUCUCCGCUAAAGCAAAUUGUAUGCAUAUUCAUUAUUAAAAUCAAUAGCAAUUUCUCAUUAUCCUUUAUUAAUCCCUGUUGGGAUUUAUAUUUUUAUAUACUAUAAUUUAACAACUUGUUGGAGGGCCAUUGACAAAAUAUUAAAUUCCUAAUCUGAAAAUCCCCAAAAUAAAGUUAAUGAUGAAAUAUUUUGAGUAACAUUUCUUAAAUAUAUGCCAUUUAUUGAUAAAAUUGAAUGCAAAGAUUUAGCUCAGCUGA